AACCAUUUUAACCAUUUGUGGCCUAACGCGGUAUUUUGAGAUGUAUUCGUUACUACACAUUUAAAAUGGCAUCUUACCUAACUUAUAAUGGUAUCAGCGAUAUCCAGACACCAUAUGGUUGUUUGUUACGUAUUUACUUGUAUUUUCGUGGUUAUACAGCUCUAUUAUCAGCUGUAUGUAUGUGUUUUCAAAAGUCCGUUCUUGUCUACUAUCGAAAUUCCAAUUCUUACAAACAAAAAUAGUAGUCAAAAUAAAAUAACAAAGUGUCUUCGCAGUAACAAAUAUGUUUGGAGUGCUUACAACCGCACACAUUCGGAAAGCUGCAAACAAGUAUUUAUUGGUGUAGGUUGUUCUCCUGUUACAUACGAAAGCUUUUCUAGCAGCUUUUGUCAUGUUCAAGGUAACCUUAGCGAGCAACCUUCCUUCGUCGGCUGCUUCCUCAUCCGUCACAGUGAACUUAUCUUCGUUAAAUCAAGUGAACACAAAGAUGAUAAUGAUUGUCUGAGCAUCUGUCGUUCUCUGGGCAUAGCAUAUUCAUGGUUAGGUCCUGGUCAUACGUGCUGGUGUAUGAUGCAGCUGCCGAAUGAGUCUAGAAGCAUCCCUCUUUCUCAAUGCAGCAUUACUUGCACUCUUGAAGGACACGGCUUCGGUCCUAAUAAUGAUCCAUUUUGUCCUGACCCAGUCCCGGUCCGGGUUUAUGCGACAAAGGCAAGUCCUCCUUGGCAUCCCGUUCCUCUUUCUCUUAAGUCUGGUCUUAUAGACCUAGUAUCUUCGAAACCAGUAAGGAUAGUCUAUCUACUUGUCUGGAAUGGAAGGAGUUGGCCCCAUAUCCGUCGAAUGUUCGAGCUAAUAUACAACACUCGACAUUAUUAUUACAUUCAUGUGGAUGCGCGGUGUGGUUAUCUGUACACAAUGGUUAAAUCCUUUAUUGGAAAUUACCCGUCGAAUGUCUACCUAACAUCUACUCGGUUUUCGCCAAUAUGGGGUGGACAAAGUCUACUUGAUAUGUUCUUGUCAUCAUUAAAAGAUUUAUCCCUUAAUAUGAGUGAUUGGGAAUGGGACUUUGUGAUCAAUUUGAGUGAAAGCGAUUUGCCUAUCAGACCUAAUCACGAACUGGUUACUUAUUUGAGUCACAAUCGGGAUAAAAUUUUUCUACGCUCAUUUAGUCAUACUGGGCAAAGUUUCUUAAGAAAUCAAGGUUUUAGUCAGUUAUUCCUCGAAUGUGACUCAUAUGUAUGGCACCUAGGUGAACGAUCGGUCCCAUCUGGAAUUAUUUUAGACGGUGGUUCUGACUGGAUGAUACUGCCUAAAAUAUUUGUGGAUUAUGUUAUUUACAGUGAUGCUAGUUUAUUACGCGAUAUCAAGGAAUACUUCCGCUAUAGUUUGCUGCCAGUUGAGAGCUUUUUUCAUACUGUUGCGCAAAACACUCACUUUUGCACCUCAGUCAUCAAUCAUUAUCUACGGUUUAUCAAUUGGAAAAGACCACAAGGUUGUGGCUGUAAAUAUGGCAGUGUGGUUGAUUGGUGUGGUUGUUCUCCACUCGCAUUGAACGGACCAAAAGAUGCAGAACUUUUAUGUGAAUUAACCGGGAAAUGUUUAAAGCCAGAUUACGGAUUACAGCCAUUAUUUUUUGCUCGCAAAUUUGACUCAACUAUUGAUCUGGGGAUAAUAAAUUUUGUUGUAUAUGAAUUGUUAGAGCGUUCCGAUGUAGCAGUUAACCUGCGUAACGAUAAUUAUUAUUUAGAAAAUAUCUACUCAAAAGAGGAGGAUUCAUUAAUAGAUAAUCCACAUCAACAAGCAAUGUAUUUAGCUUUGAAGUGUUUAUCAAAGAAACUUAUGUAUCAAUUUUUACAAAAUUUUAACUACAAUCCUGAUUUAUUGUGUAGGUUGAAGUGUGUUUAUCUGAUUUUCAAUGAUUUGACGAUUUCAACGAGCAUAGUUUUCUCAAUAUGCAGGAUGUUAGCUGUAUUUAUGAUGAAUUACGUAAGCCAGGCAUAGUGUAUUAAUGUAUAAAUCACUGACAUUGUAAACAGUUCCUACCUCUUUUUUUACAUGCUGUUUGUGAAAAUGCGUGCAUUCAUUCUGAGACUUCACCAUGCAAUACAUUUUUUGUGGACUUAUUUAUUUUUAGAAUACUAAGCAAUAAAACAUGGUUGUUUUACGGUAUAUUUGACGACUGUGUCCUUACUAUUGGCUUAAUUAAAAUUAUGGUUUACAGUAAUCCUUUAGAACCUAAUUUAAUUUAUUUCUCCUGUUCACUAAAUGCAUUUUUCUAAUAGUGAUAAAUGUCGCCUAACAGAAAUGAGUGAUUCGUAAAUUACAACAAUACUCACAUUUCUGGGUAAUCCCAAUACCGAAAAAAGUAGCCGUCCAUAAUUUACGCUUACUUUUUCAAAACAUGAUUUCUGUUUUUUUUUUUUAAAAACGAUAACCACCCACUCUAAAUUUGAACGUUUGUUAUACUUCUCAUUUAUAUUUUACUAUUUAUUCUUUUCUCUGAUCCAUUCACGUACUCAAUAAUUUUAUUGAUUUGUCUAUAGAUGUAAAGUCAUCGUUGUUAAAUAGUUUUGCGUUGUUCAAUGCAACAGGUUGGGAAGAAUUCUAUCAUAUUCCAUCAAAUCAGCUAUUGAAUACAUGGGUUAAUAAAAGGAAUAUUGUACCUCCAUUAGUAAUACAAAUUCGGCUGACAGAAUUUACAAAUUUGAGUACUAUUAACGAUAGAAACCACUUUAUCGUAGAAUUCUUGUUACAUCCACCAUCACUUAGUUUCACUACUCUAGAUACCAUUAGUAAUUUAUUACCCGGUGAUAUUGGGUUUCUAGAAAUCAGUUCAAAUUUCGAUGUCAAAGAACAAAUAUUUCGUAAUUAUCCACGUUUUUUAACGUUACAAGAAACCUUAACUAUUUUAGUAUUAUGGAAAGGGAAUUCCGAUCAUAAAAUAUACAAAACUUCAGUUGUAUUCACUUUAAUCAAUCCUUUAGGUGUACCUUGUUUGAAACAACUCAAAUUACCACUUGUACAAAAUAAACAUACUGUUCGGUCAUUGGCUAUGCCAGAACUAUAUAUCACUACGAGUCUAUUUAAAAAUACAAUUUUAAUGAACUGUGUACAAAAACAUGUUAAUAUUGUUUCUGGUGAAUGGACUAUUAUUGCCGUUACUUCAAGUGGACAGAUUAGUCGUGCCAAAUUUGUUCUAUUUGACCCAUUGAAGCUUAGCCAGUCAUUAAAACUUCCUCAUAAAUUAUUGGCAGACGAGAAAUUGUUCGAUUCAGAGUCGUGGAAUUCUGUUCAAGUGACUGACUUUUGUAUAAUCCAACAGUCGACUAAAGGGAAAUCGAAUUUGUUGUAUACUAACAAUAUUACCUUUCGCAUUUUUAACGAUUUUCAUCGGAAUUGUACUACUGUUCAGUGGAGUUCCUUUUUUAAAUAUUCUCAUUUGUAAUUCCUUUUUAUUUGCGAUUUUUCACUAGCUCCGCCUCCUUUUUUGUAAAUAUUCACAGUUUAGCUUUAAUUAUAUUCACAGUUUUUAAAGAA
Schistosoma spindalis is the source of this 3534-nucleotide messenger RNA. Lineage: Eukaryota; Metazoa; Platyhelminthes; Trematoda; Strigeidida; Schistosomatidae. The record is from the annotation of a GenBank genome assembly.